Messenger RNA from Angiostrongylus costaricensis, 552 nucleotides. NCBI's taxonomy places the organism in Eukaryota, Metazoa, Nematoda, Chromadorea, Rhabditida, Metastrongylidae. The record is from the annotation of a GenBank genome assembly.
AUGGUGGACAGCGAUAUCGUGGCAAAAUGGAGCGUUCCACUUCAAAAUAAGGUUCAUCGAAUAGAAUUCGAACACGGGACCACCACAGGCAAGCGAGUUAUUCGUAUAGAUGGAAAGGAGAUUCUCCGUCGUGACUGGAUGUUCAAAUUAGUUGGUAGCGAGAGCUUUCAGCUGGGUAACAUGAAAUGCACUAUUACCGUACAAGCCCUCGGCACCUUCGCCUACGAAUAUUCUCUCGAGGUGAAUGGAAAGAACUACGAGAAAUUCCGAGAAGAGCAGUGUAAGAAGUUACUGUGUUGGGAGACGAUAAUCAGCGGCGAGGAGACGAGGAUCGUGUUAGAUAAGGAGACGAUGGAGGUCUGGGUGAAUGGAAUGAAGAUUGACACAGCUGGUGAAUUUGUAGCUGAUGGCACGGAGACACACUUUGAAGUUGGACGCCAUGUGUGCAAAAUCACAGCGGCGAGCAGUGGACGCAAGAAAAUUGGUGUCGUACACGAUCUCUACGUCGAUGGCGAACUAAUUCCUCACUUCACGUUCAGAAAGAGACAAUAA